GAGGAUUCAGGGUAUUAAAAAGGAAAGAAAAAAAACGUAAGCACAGCAGAUGCUGUCAAAGACAUGUAACUACGAAAGUUAGUAUGUCAUAGUGUGGGCUCAGUUCAUAUAACGCAUCAUGUGUAUAAAAAAUAUGAAUCAACUGCUAAGUGUUUGUGUCAAAAAGGAGAGUCUGGAUAUCAAACAAAAGGGUUCUAGGAGUGAUCCCUGUGGAGUUUUAUACAUUGUGAUCCCUAUAUCUUAUAAUUACUGAUAAAAUGAGUUCAUACAGUGGUGCUUUGAGAGACGAGUGACUGAACUUCACGAGUCAAACCGUUGUUUGACUGAUUUUGUUGGGGGUUUUUUUUUUGCUUUGUCAUUAUCCAUUUGUAUGUGUUUUCAAAAUUUAUAUUCCUCGGCUACUAACACAGCUUGAGACUUUAUUUUAUUUAUUUUUUACUUGUUUUGAGCUGACUAUGGUCAAACGUCUCCUUAUUCAACUGCACUUAGAAACAGUAAUCCAUGUCUUUGUUACAUGUCCAAUGGAUUACUGUCACGCAGUGUAUCUUGGUGUAAGCCAGUCCUCCCACAAGCGUAUCCAGUUGGUCCAAAAUGCUGCGGCUUGCCUCCUAACUAGUGCUCAAUUUAUAUUUAUGUACAGCAAUUUGUUACAGCUGUAAAGGUAGUUGUUCUUCAAGUGCUUUGUACUGUAUUUACAAUGGAGUUGAGUUAACUCGUUGCAUUUGAAGUGCUGUGGCCUUUUCACACCUGCUUAGUGUGACUUCUAUCCUUUGUGAGUACAAAUCAAGCAAAAGGUGAGGGUUCACGGAUGAUCAUUUAGGGGUGGGGGGGAUUAAUCCUUUGUUAAAUCCAGUUCCUGAGGAUUUACUCUGACUCAAGGCAUGUAAUCGUGAGACUCUCUCACUUAGGCUCAGAUAUUGAACAUCAAGCGAGAGGACCUCACCGUUGAAAGCUCUGCAUCCAUGCACCACUCGUUUUUUACUCCCAAUUCCUCCCUCUACAUGGGCCCGCCGCACGGGGAGCCUCCGCUGUCACGCACGGGCUUCAUCGCGCUCUCUGUGGUGAUGGCCCUUUUCACCGGGCCGGCCAUCGUUCUCAACGCUACAGUGAUCAUUGUGUCCCUCAUGCACAAGCAGCUGAGGCAACCGCUCAACUACGCUCUGGUGAACAUGGCUGCGGCAGACCUGGGCACAGCCAUGACCGGGGGGGUUCUGUCUGUCGUCAACAACGCCCAGGGGUACUUCUCCCUGGGAAGAACAGGCUGCGUGAUGGAGGGCUUUGCAGUGUCUUUGUUUGGCAUCACAUCAUUGUGUACGGUCGCCUUGAUCGCUGUGGAGAGGAUGUUUGUCAUAUGCAAACCUUUGGGGCACAUGACCUUCCAAAAGAAGCACGCAUGUGGGGGCAUCGCCUUGUCCUGGUUGUGGUCCCUAACGUGGAAUAUACCCCCACUUUUGGGCUGGGGCAGGUACGAUCUGGAAGGCGUCGGGACGUCCUGCGCGCCGGACUGGCACAGUCGAGACCCUCACCAUUUGUCCUACAUCCUGGUUUAUUUCGCCGUGUGCUUUGCGCUUCCUUUCGCCAUCAUCCUGAUAUCCUACACUAAAUUAAUGUGGACGUUGCAUCAGGUAUCAAAGUUGACCUGCGCGGAAGACGGUGCAGUGGCUAAAGCGGAGCUGAGAGUGGCGUCCAUGGUCAUCAUCAUGGUCCUGACCUUCUUGAUAAGUUGGAUGCCUUAUGCUGGCCUGUCCAUGCUGGUGGUGUACAACCCGCAUGUGGUGAUUAACCCACUGGUAGCAACGGUCCCCGUUUACUUGGCCAAGAGCAGCACAGUAUACAAUCCCAUCAUCUACAUUUACUGCAACAAACAGUUCCGUAGGUAUGCAGUGCCUUUCCUGCUGUGUGGUAAGGAGCCGUGGCUGGCUGAAGAGGCGUCGGAGGCGGCCACUAUGGUGGAGAUGACAACCAACAAAGUGUCUCCGGCCUGAAAGCUCCAACGGGCCUACAAUAAUCAUUCAACAAGCGCUUGCCUGACACCAAUUCCUCUAUAAUUCUCU
Messenger RNA from Hippocampus zosterae (dwarf seahorse), 2054 nucleotides. RefSeq names its product parapinopsin-like. NCBI's taxonomy places the organism in Eukaryota, Metazoa, Chordata, Actinopteri, Syngnathiformes, Syngnathidae. Gene Ontology annotation, cellular component: membrane; photoreceptor outer segment. Gene Ontology annotation, molecular function: G protein-coupled receptor activity. The transcript is spliced from 4 exons. Bases 963 to 1985 code for a protein of 340 amino acids. The record is from RefSeq and is a predicted model, not a curated record. Gene Ontology annotation, biological process: visual perception; G protein-coupled receptor signaling pathway.